GACUGCGCAUGCGUAUCCAGACGUGGCAACGGGCAUCAUGGCCUCUUGGAACCGCCGCGGGAGUCGGGUGAGGGAGAACAUGUCGGCGCUGCUGCUGCUGCUGCUGGUGUGCCUGCUGCCCCUGCUCCAGACCCUCAAGGUGUCCCCCCUCAUUGAGAAGGUGAGCGACCACAAAGACUUCAGGAAGCUCCUCCGGACCAGAACCAACGUCCUGGUGCUGUUCACCAGCGCAGCUCCGUCGGGGGACUCCCACCUGAAGCUGCUGUCAGACGUGGCCCAGACGCUGAAGGGCCAGGGGACCAUCGCCUGGGUCAACUGUGGGGACUCUGAGGGCCGUAAGCUCUGUAAGAAGCUGAAGGUGAACCCGAGCUCCAAACCCGGAGGAGCCGAGCUGCUGCAUUACAAAGACGGGACGUUCCACACGGAGUACAGCCGGCCGGCCACCUUCAAGUCUAUGGUGGCGUUUCUGAAGGACCCAUCGGGACCCCCGCUGUGGGAGGAGAACCCUGAGGCCAAAGACAUCGUCCACAUAGAGACAGAAAAGGACUUCAGGAAGCUGCUGAAGAAAGAGGAGAGGCCGGUCCUCCUGAUGUUCUACGCUCCCUGGUGUGGUGUUUGUAAGAGAAUGCAGCCCAUCUUUCAGCAGGCGGCCACCGAGACCAAAGGGAGAUACGUGCUGGCGGGGAUGAACGUGCACCCGUCUGAGUUUGACGGACUCAAGCAGGAGUUCGACGUCAAAGGAUACCCGACCUUCUGCUUCUUUGAGAAGGGGAAGUUCCUCCACCACUACGAGAACUACGGAGGCUCCGCCAAAGACAUCGCCGACUGGAUGAAGAACCCUCAGCCCCCCCAGGCGAAGGCCCCUGAGGUCCCGUGGGCGGAGUCUGACUCCCCGGUCUACCACCUGACCGACGAGUCCUUCCACGGCUUCCUGGAGGAACAUCCUGCGGCCCUCAUCAUGUUCUACGCCCCCUGGUGUGGACACUGUAAGAAGAUGAAGCCGGAGUACGACGAGGCUGCAGAGGUCCUCAACAAGGGCUCCAACAGUCCGGGGGUCCUGGCGGCGGUGGACUCCACUGUGCACAAGGCGGCCGGCGAGCGCUUCAAGAUCUCCGGCUUCCCGACGGUGAAGUACUUCCUGAGAGGAGAAGACACCUUCACGCUGCCGCAGCUGAGGAGCAGGGACAAGAUCAUCGAGUUCAUGCACAGUCAUGCCCACUGGUGUCCUCACUGUAAGUCAGCUGUUCCUCACUUCACUGCAGCAGCAGAACUCUUCAGAGAGGACCGCAAGGUCCAGUACUCGGCGGUGGACUGCACCCGAGGCCAGAACCAGGACCUGUGUAAGCAGGAGUCGGUGGAGGGUUACCCGACCUUCAACCACUACAACUACGGCAAGCUGGUGGGGACAUACCACGGAGACCGAGGGGAGGCCGGCUUCAUCGGCUUCAUGCGUAGUCUGCGCGGUCGCGACCAGGAGAAGGUGGUGAAGAAGAAGGAGGAGUUCUGAGGCGCUGCACUGUGACCUUUAACCCUGGGGUGCCACCUGGUUACCUUUGACCCCAGCUGACACCCGGUGACCUUUGACCCUGGGGUGCCACCUGGUUACCUUUGACCCCGGCUGACACCUGGUGACCUUUGACCCUGGCUGGUGACCUUUGACUCCGGCUGACACCUGGUGACCUUUGACUCCGGCUGACACCUGGUGACCUUUGACCCCGGCUGCUGCCUGGUGACCUCAGAGCUUUUUAUUUUUUUAUUUGAACGAGGCCGACGGAGAACCUGAGAGAUGGGAGGAGACAGGAAGUGAUUAUUUUGUCUCCGCCCCUAAAAACACUGUGACCACGAUGACGCGUGUGAAGCUUUAUCUAUGCAACGAGGGGGGGCACCGUGGGGGGGGGGGCCUCAACGGUUAAAGGGGGAGGCGGCUUCACGACCACAAAAUGAUCCGUUGUCCUCAUCAAGGGUUCUGAAGGUUGUAGAUGGGGGGGGGGGUGAACUGGCCUCCAGGUGUGUGAGGUGUUUUCCCGGUGGUCAGAAACAGAAACGCAGUCUUGAUGCAUUCCAGCCAAAUGUCCCACAAUGCACCUCUGCCCCCCCCCCCCCCUUUGAAGGUUCUCAGGGAAGCGAAACACAAUGAAGAGUUUUUCAUUCCAGAAACUUGUGAGUUUGUUUACAUCAGUUUGUUGUUCCACAACGUCUACAGAACAAAAACAUCAACAACUAGAACGGGCACUCGGUAGAGCGCAUACCUUCGCAUAUCACAAGAUUGGGCAUUGAAUUAUGAACAUUUUGGCAUUAGUUGCAUGCCAAUUGGACAAAAAUGUAUCGUGCUAUGGUAAAAAAAAAGAUGUUGACCUUUCCAUGACCUUGACCCGAUUGAUCCCAAAAUCUAAUCAAAUGGUCCCCGGAUAAUAACCAAUCAUCCCACCAAAUUUCAUGCGAUUCGGUUCAAUACAAAUAAAUAAAGAAAUACACGGCGAUCAAAACAUUACCUUCCGCAUUUUCAAUGCGAAGGUAAUAAACAACAACAAAGACACGCUUCAUGAGGUCAACAACAACAACCAAAGAUCAGACGGAGAUGUUGAAUAUCAAACACAUGCAGGAUAAAGACCACAAACAACACUAAAGUAACCAAACACUCUGGUUCCUCCCUUCACAAUAAGAGCCCAUGACAUAAUAUUCACCUGGUUCCUCCCUUCACAAUAAAAGCCCAUGACAUAAUAUUCACCUGGUUCCUCCCUUCACAAUAAGAGCCCAUGACAUAAUAUUCACCUGGUUCCUCCCUUCACAAUAAGAGCCCAUGACAUAAUAUUCACAUGGUUCCUCCCUUCACAAUAAGAGCCCAUGACAUAAUAUUCACCUGGUUCCUCCCUUCACAAUAAGAGCCCAUGACAUAAUAUUCACAUCCUGCAGUGUAGAAAUGUUUCUAGAUUUCUGUCCAUCGUUUGUUUUGUUUUAUCUUUUUGAUGCUGAAUGAUUAAAAAUGGAAUAAAUCAACAAUGAAAACAU
This is a messenger RNA of Pseudoliparis swirei, 3009 nucleotides long. It is a transcript of the gene pdia5, whose product is annotated as protein disulfide isomerase family A, member 5. The record is from RefSeq and is a predicted model, not a curated record. The transcript has 17 exons. Bases 38 to 1507 code for a protein of 489 amino acids. Gene Ontology annotation, molecular function: protein disulfide isomerase activity. Lineage: Eukaryota; Metazoa; Chordata; Actinopteri; Perciformes; Liparidae. Gene Ontology annotation, biological process: protein folding. Gene Ontology annotation, cellular component: endoplasmic reticulum.